AGACAUCGGGUCAAAUGAGGAAGCUGAGUCCACUCAACUAGAAGAGAAGCAAAGACAAAGUCAUCAUGGCUUCAGUGUCUACGCAUGAAAACCAAGAUAAAGGUCCCCAUUUGCCACCACCAAGCAAGCAGAGUCUGUUGUUCUGUCCUAAAUCAAAACUGCACAUCCACAAAUCAGAGAUUUCAAAGAUUAUCCGGGAAUGUCAAGAAGAAAGUUUCUGGAAGAGAGCUCUGCCUUUUUCUCUCGUAAGCAUGCUUGUCACCCAAGGACUGGUCCACCAUGGUUAUUUAGCAGCUAAUCCAAGAUUUGGAUCAUUGCCUAAAGUUGCACUUGCUGGUAUCUUGGGAUUUGGCCUUGGAAAGGCAUCAUACAUAAGAGUAUGCCAGAGUAAAUUCCAUUCCUUUGAAGGUCAGCUGCGUGGGGCUGGUUUUGGUCCAGGGCAUAACAGGCACUGCCUGCUUACCUGUGAGGAAUGCAAAACAAAGCAUGGAUUAAAUAAGGAGGGAAGUCCGCAGCCUUCGACUUCCUAAACUCUGUGGGUUUUCAAGUUUCUAAAAACAUCUGAAUUUGUAACAUUUGAAUCUGAAAUGUCAAAUGUACUUUAAAAUAAUUUACUUAUAGUAGAACA
Molecule: messenger RNA, 628 nt
Organism: Lipotes vexillifer (Yangtze River dolphin)
Lineage: Eukaryota; Metazoa; Chordata; Mammalia; Artiodactyla; Lipotidae
Gene: OCIAD2
Product: OCIA domain containing 2
Exons: 6
Coding region: 66-530 (154 amino acids)
Cellular component (GO): mitochondrial inner membrane
Source: RefSeq, a predicted model, not a curated record